Messenger RNA from Vombatus ursinus (common wombat), 619 nucleotides. It is a transcript of the gene NMRK2, whose product is annotated as nicotinamide riboside kinase 2. Gene Ontology annotation, cellular component: cytoplasm. The record is from RefSeq and is a predicted model, not a curated record. The coding region runs from base 17 to 619 and encodes 200 amino acids. The transcript is spliced from 7 exons. NCBI's taxonomy places the organism in Eukaryota, Metazoa, Chordata, Mammalia, Diprotodontia, Vombatidae.
ACAGAGGGAACAGAAGAUGAAGUACAUCAUUGGCAUUGGAGGCAUGACCAAUGGAGGAAAAACCACACUGACCAAUAGACUCAUGAAAACAUUACCAAACUGCUGUGUGAUCCACCAGGAUGACUUUUACAAGCCACAAGAUCAAAUAGAAGUCGGGGAAGACGGCUUUAAGCAAUGGGACGUGUUGGAGUCUUUGGACAUGGAGGCCAUGCUGAACACGGUCCUCGCGUGGCUGAACAACCGCAUGAAGUUUGCCCACACCCAUGGGGUCAACGUCCAACCCAACUCCCAGGAGUCUGGCUCCGAUGACACCCACAUCCUCAUACUGGAAGGUUUCCUGCUCUACAGUUACAAGCCCUUGUUGGAUUUGUACAGUCGCCGUUACUUUUUGGCCAUCCCAUAUGAGGAAUGCAAGAGGAGGAGAAGUACCCGCAACUAUAAGGUCCCUGACCCUCCAGGUCUCUUUGAUGGCCACGUUUGGCCCAUGUACCUGAAAUACAGGCAGGAGAUGGACAACAAUGGUGUGGAUGUAGUGCAUCUGGACGGGCUGAAAUCCAGAGAUGAGCUUUGCCAUCAAGUCCUAGAAGACAUCCAGAAUACACUCUUAAACUGCUCUUAG